This is a messenger RNA of Chlamydomonas reinhardtii, 868 nucleotides long. RefSeq lists its product as uncharacterized. The record is from RefSeq and is a predicted model, not a curated record. NCBI's taxonomy places the organism in Eukaryota, Viridiplantae, Chlorophyta, Chlorophyceae, Chlamydomonadales, Chlamydomonadaceae. Bases 85 to 843 code for a protein of 252 amino acids. The transcript has 2 exons.
ACCCCACCCCCACAAGUCGGUUGCUUAAGCAACACCCCAGGAGAACCGGCAGAGGAGACACAAGCAGAAAACUAAACGGGCCAGAUGUGCCCUGCCCUGGCCGACCGGCCGGGUGCCAGCGCCGCGCAGCGUCAGGCUGCGGCCAUGGCCAACUUGGCGGUGCGGGAGGAGCGGGCAGCUGCCGCAGCGGCCAGCCACAAUGCCCGCGCUGCACUGAUGGAGGAGCAUGGGGAGCGGGGCACUCGCGGGUUCCAUCGGCAGGCUGACGAGCCAGCAGCCGGCGCGCAGGAGCCCAUCACACACUUGAAGGUGCCGGGGCAACCGGCGCCUGUGGCGCUAACGGGGCCGGGCACGCGCAACACUGUCUCCGCAGCCGCCGCAGCCAUGUACAGCAGCACCAGCCCCACCGGCCUGUUCCGCGUGCAGCCGGUCUGUACGGCGUCGCAGCAACAGCUUCUGGCGGCCAUUGACCGCAAGGUUCCGGCGGAUCUGCAGGCCGCCGCAGAGGGGUCCGGUGACGGCGCCCUCAGUGAUGCCGAGCUGAUGGCAGCGCUGGCUGGCUCCGCCAAUGGUAAAGCGCCUGGGUCGGACGGGGUCCCGUACGAGGUGUACAAGGUUUUCUGGGCGCUGCUGGGUCUGCGCUUGUGUGCUGCUGCUGCCGCUGCCUUUGCUGCCGCUGCAGACGCCCACGAUGGCGGUGAAAUGGCGGCGGCGCUGCCCGCCUCCUGGCGGGAGGGCAUCAUUACGCUCAUCUGCAAGGGCAAAAGCCUGGACCGCGCCGAGCUGGCGUCCUACCGGCCCAUCACGCUGCUCAACUGCGACUUCAAGAUGGUUUGUGGAUGAGCUGCAGACCGCGUUCAUCACCGGC